This is a messenger RNA of Beta vulgaris subsp. vulgaris (sugar beet), 3120 nucleotides long. RefSeq names its product putative disease resistance protein At1g50180. Gene Ontology annotation, biological process: defense response to other organism. NCBI's taxonomy places the organism in Eukaryota, Viridiplantae, Streptophyta, Magnoliopsida, Caryophyllales, Amaranthaceae. Gene Ontology annotation, molecular function: ADP binding. The record is from RefSeq and is a predicted model, not a curated record. Bases 292 to 2928 code for a protein of 878 amino acids. The transcript is spliced from 3 exons.
UGUUUACUCUUUGCUUGGUAUUCUCUUUGAGGACUGGUUUUAGAAAGGAAGAAUUUGUUCGUCCUCCGAAACUAACUUCUUUGCACGUAAACCAAAAGAUAAUAAUCAACUAACAACUAGGAGUAGAUAAAUCAAGAAAGGCCGGCUACCAGCUUUGUGGUAAUUGAAUUCUUCAACAUGAAAAAAUGGAAGUAAAGAUUAUCACAAUUCCUUAAAGAAAAUGCCCACUAAAACAUACAUCACCCAAAAAGUCCUAAAAGAAACCAACAUUUCCCUUGCUAGGCUGCUACCAUGGCAGAGUCCUCUGUUCAAUCAGCCGUACAACGCCUAGGAAAUCUCCUCACAGAAGAAGAACAAAAUCUACGUGCAAUCGAAGAAAAGGCGGAGCAGCUUCGAGACGAGCUCGAUUGGCUGCAUUGCUUCUUAAGGGAAGCUGAUACAAGUAGAUAUGUCGAUCCUAGAGUUAGUAGAUGGAUGAUUCAAAUACAAGAAAUCGCAUAUGAAGCUGAGGAUAUUGUAGAACUCUUCCUUUACAAACUCAUAAGUCACCAAAAUCAAGAGCAUGCAGGAAAAACAACUGUGAUCAAGAGUAAACUUGAAAGGUACUUAUGGGUUUUUGGUGAGGCUAAAGCCAUACAUGAUGCUAGUAAUAAUAUUGAGGCUUUACGAGCUAAAAUCGCUACGUUAACUUCAAGGCUUCAAGCUUAUGGAUUUAAGAUCACAAGGUCGGAUUUCGAUUCUUUGACAUCUAGAGUACAUGCACUAGAUGUCAUUAAGGAAGAAAAAUUUGUUGGGUUGGAUGAUCAAGUGAAGAAGAUUGUGUGUGAUUUGGUGGGUGAGACAGGAGAAAAUAGGGUAAUUGGUGUAUGGGGUAAAAGUGGUGUAGGGAAGACUACUUUGGCAAAGGAAGUUUACUUUGAUCAUGUAAUUAGGAAACAUUUUAACAGGUUUUCUUGGGUUCAUGUGCCACAAAAUUGGAAAUUUUGUGGUCUUUUGAGAGGGAUUUUAACUUGUUUUGCGACGAAAUCGGAUGAUGAGAUUAGCAUAAUGACUGAUCAAGAGUUGAUUAAUGAGGUAUAUGAAGUUUUGCUAGAGAAGAAGUGUUUGGUGGUUUUAGAUAAUGUAUGGAGUUGGGAGAUUUGGGAUGGUAUAAAAGCAGCAUUUCCUGGAGAUGAUGAUAUAGAUUCAGGAAGCAAAUUUUUGUUUACAACAGAAAAUAGGCAGGUUGCUGAGAAAAUGUAUGAGGGAGCAAUGAUUCAUGAGAUUAAAUGUUUAAGUUAUGAUCAGAGUUGGGAGCUUCUUCAAUCAAACUUGGGUAGUAUUCCAGCACAAAUCUUUGGAAUUGAUGGUACUCCAAAAAUGAUGGAAAUGGUAAAGAAAAUGUUGAAAUUAUGCCAAGGAAUACCAUUGGCAAUUACUGCUCUUGGAGGUCUUAUGGUAACCAAGAAAACACCAGAAGAGUGGCAAAUCCUUCUUGAUUUCUUGAGUUCUCACAACAACGGGAAAAAUCACGAACAAUCAUAUGAAAAAGUAAUGGAAGUGUGCUAUUAUGCAUUACCAUAUUACCUAAAGAAUUGCUUCCUUCAUUUAGGAAACUUUCCAGAAAAUUUCGAUAUUCCUACUAAGAACUUAUGCAACAUGUGGGUAGCUGAAGGUAUUGUGGUAUUAACGAAUGGUGAAGUUUGUAGGGGUGAAUCAUUAGAAGAUUUUGCAGAGAAUUGCUUAAGUGAGUUGUUACAGAGAGGUUUGGUUCAAGUAUCACAAAGAAAAUCUUCAAAUGGUAGUGUAAAAUCUUGUAGAAUGCAUGACCUUAUGCGAGAUUUAUGCUUAAGAGUAUCCAAAGAAGAAAAUUUCCUAAGCAUAAGGGACUUUGAUUCCAAUGAAGUAGUAGUAAAUGGGAAAACACGUCGAUUGGCCAUAUACUUGGGACAAGAAGGUAAAGAUCAAAUUCCACUUCCUUCAAAAAUUUCCAUCAUUAGGUCUCUUUUGUUGUUCCCUUCACAAAAAGAGAGACCAGAAGUAAAUCAUGCAUCGCUUAAAGCUCUUUGUCGAGACUCUCAGUUACUUCGCGUCUUAGACUUUCAAGGAGUCGUAGUAAGUUCCAAGACCUUGCCUAAGGAAAUUGGGGACUUGAUUUAUUUAAGGUACUUAAGCUUAAGGGAUAUGCUUCUUACAAAGGUACCACCAACAUUGGGUUGUUUAAGGUGGCUUGAAACACUUGAUUUACGAGCAAAGGUAAGGUUAGAGAUACCUAAUGUUUUGUGGUGCUUUCAAAGGUUAAGACAUUUAUACCUUCCUUGCUACUUCACCAUCAAAGAUUCUGAAAAAUUAAGAUUAGACAACUUGAACAACUUAUUAACACUGAAAAAUGUUAACCAUUUCAUACUCGAAGAUGUCCUUGCGAUGAAGAAUCUGAAAAAAGCCUCAGUUAGGUACAUGCCUGAGAAUGAACACAUUGAAUUCAUUCAAAAAUCGCCUGACAUUGUGUUUGGCCUCACUGUAUUUAGAGCUAUAAUAGGCAAAGAGCAAGUGAACUCGUUGAUAAGUUUCGACAACUUGAUCAAACUCGAGCUAAAAGGAGAGGUUUCAGUUACGAUAAAUAACAUCGAAUUUCCUCCAAAUUUGAAGAAGUUGGUCCUAGAUUUUUGUGGGAUAAUGGAAGAUCCAAUGCCGGUAUUAGAGAAGCUUACUAUGUUAACAAGUCUUUGCCUUGAUCACCAAGCAUAUGUGGGGGAAAAGAUGAUUUGCUCUGCUUUAGGCUUCCCUCAACUUACUUAUUUGAGGCUUAAUGGCUUGAAAAAUCUGCAAGAUUUGAAUGUAGAAAAAGGUGCAAUGUUGAACCUCAAAUACUUGGAGGUAAAAUAUUGUGAAAGAUUGACAAGGAUUCCUGAAGAGCUUCCUGAAAAGGUUCAAAUUACACAUAUUUGACAAAGAUCUUCAUGAAAUAUAAUUUUGUGCAGCAUUUUCUGGAGUUUUGCUAAGUGUUGUGUGGUAUUGAAUGAUACAUUUUGGCUGUAAAAUUCUGUUUGUUUUUCGCCUUGUUGGGUGUAUUUGUGUUCGAACAUCCAAUUAAUUGAAAACGUCUGUAAAAGUUGUAUUAUCACUAAGAGAACAUUAAUC